Molecule: messenger RNA, 1671 nt
Organism: Sparassis crispa
Lineage: Eukaryota; Fungi; Basidiomycota; Agaricomycetes; Polyporales; Sparassidaceae
Exons: 3
Coding region: 1-1671 (556 amino acids)
Biological process (GO): G protein-coupled receptor signaling pathway
Cellular component (GO): membrane
Molecular function (GO): mating-type factor pheromone receptor activity
Source: RefSeq, a predicted model, not a curated record
AUGCUCUCGCUCAUCACAUGGUUGCUCUUAUGCAACAUAAUCCAAGGCAUAAACUCGCUCGUGUGGGCUAGUAAUAUCGCUGUUCAUGUACCAGUCUGGUGCGACAUCGUGACGAAGGUUCUGCUUGGAGCUUGGGUCGCCUUGCCUGCAGCAUGUCUAUGCCUUUGUCGCCAUCUACAGAAUUGUGCCAGGCAAGUAGAGACAAAAGGUCGGCGCAGCUUCCUUGCGCUUGAUCUCGCAUUGUGCGUUGCUGUGCCUGUUCUCUACAUGGCGAUACAUGUUAUUGUGCAAGAUCGCCGGUUUGACCUGGUCGAGGAGUACGGUUGCGAACCUUCCAUCUACAUUUCAACACCCGCGGUGAUCCUCAUCUGGUUACCACCUUUCGUUCUUUGUGUUAUAGCCUUUUGCUACGCCUUCCUCGCCUUGUUAAAUUUCAGACAAGCAGUUCGUGUGACUUCGCUGAGAAAUUCUUCAGGGUUUAGAGUACUCACGUUCAUUCGCCCAAUACUGACUGCUUUCAUCAUUGUAUCUCUAAUCCUUUCUUCGUCUGCAUUCUCUCUACACGCUCGUAUUGUCUCUACAGCAGGCCUUGAGCCCUGGACGUCAUGGGUGGCCGUGCAUGCACAGCUGUCAGCGAUUCGCGUUAUCCCUCCUACCGCGGGUCUGGAACUGAUCAGAGUAGCUAUAACGUGGUGGGCUAUCCCUGCGUGUUCGUUGGUGCUCAUCUCCGCAUACAUUGUCGGAUUUGCCUGUGGUGCACGGGAAGAGGUGCUCCGAGGAUAUCGUUACUCACCUCGCUGGUUCCGCACCGAUACCUCUCCCCGUAGAACCGAUCUUUUCACGGAUCCGGCCUUGGAUGUACGGUUGAACUCCUCCAUGAUGCCGAUGCCCGUGUACCUGCCGACGACAGACGUUAACGACACCCUUCGGUCAACGUCUUCCAUUAAGGCGAAGGCGGCGCCCCUUUCCAUCUCCAUCCCGGGACAUGCGACGGUGUCACCUCCCACCUCCUCAGCGUCGGACGACUCGGACGGUGCGUUCGUCCAGUCGACGCUGAACUACGUCGGAUCGCCCACAGGUCGCGAGGCGCUCGGCCUCCCACUGCUCCCCCCUUCUCUGGCGCGACCUAGGAAACCAGCUCCCCUUCCUCUAGAUCAGCCAAUUUCCACAAUACCUCCUGCAUUACACCUUACGUCUGGGACCACAACCGCUUCUCCCCGUUCCAUCCUUGAUGGUCCUUGGCCACGGCCGCCCUCCGCUAUCCCCACCCCCGUCGCACCCAUCAUGAUCUCCCCUCCGACUCCCCAGCCCGACGCCUCCGCAUCCGGCUCGCGCCCUGCCAGCGCAUCAUCACUCUCGACGCUCUCGACGAGCCUCGCGUCCUCGACCAUCAGCGCACACGCCUACGCGCAGGAGCCCGAGCGUGGGCCCGGACAGCCGCUCGGCGACUCGCCUACACUCCCGCACUUUCCGCCGUUUGGCGAUGCGGGGGUGCCCGCCGCGGCCCAGUCGUCGACGCUUGCAGUUCCCAGGCGCGCGCGGCGCAAGGGUAGCAAGGACAGGAUCGUGACGCGCAAUCUGAGCCUGAGCUCCCGCCCGAGGGAGCGCGGAGCGCAGUAUGUGAAUGGCUUUGGGCCGAUAUACAUGACGGUUGUGAAGGAGACUGACUAG